GGUUCAAUAAGGUGGAAGUUUUGGUAGUCCUUAAAAACCAACAACAACACCAUCUUGGAAAUUUUAGCAAAGCAAUAAGUGUAUUUCUUUAAAAAUCUCUCUAAGUACCUGUAAUUAAUCAUGUCGGAAGACCGUCCAGUUAAAAGAAUCCCCAGUAUCUUUGACUCUGAGGAUGACAGUGACGAUGAACCGCCGUCUCCUGUGAUAUUUAGACCCAAGGUUCCACUGCCAGCAACAGUAACUACAAAUGACAUCAGUGAACCACCAGCUACAAAGCUGCCUGUUGUUAGCGAAUCAUCAGAGAGUGAAGACAGUGAGGCAGAGCUGGUGGUGAAGUCGCAAGCUGUGGCAGAAACUGCCAGUCCUUCCAAAGAUGGCCUCUCUUCUCAUGAAGAGAGUGAUGAUUCUGAGGAUGAAACUGAAGCAAAAAAAUUGGACUUCAGUACUGCAGUAAUGAAAGAAAGUCAUGAUGAUGAUGGUGAUGAUGAUGAUGAUGAUGAUAAUGAUGAUGAUGAUGAUGAUGAUGAUGAUGAUGAUGAUGAUGAUGAAGAUGGUGAUGAAGAUGAGGAUGAUGGUUUAAAUAUUAGUGAUUCCAGUCAUGAAAAUAUAGAAGGUAGUGAUGCUAAUAAAGAAUAUGAAAAUGACGAUAAUAAUAUGAUAGAUGAGGAAGAGGAUGAUGAUAAUGAUGAUGAUGAUGAUGAUGACACUGAUGAUGAUGAGGAUGAGGAUGAUGAUGAGGAUGAUGAUGAAGAGCUAAAUAAAAGUGGCUCUAGCCUUGAUAUAGAUGGGGAAGAGAGUGACACUAAAGAUGGUAGAGAAUUUGAAAAAGGCUCAUUUCCAAGUAAGAUUGAAGGCAUUGGUGAGAAUAUCAAAGAAGAUAAUUAUAUUGAUAAUGAAGCUAUGGAUUUUAAUUGUGAUAAAGAAAAAAGUAUUGACAAAGAAGAAAAUACUAGUGGUACUCUAUAUGAUAUAAAAAAAUGUAUAGACAGUGGAAAGGAAGCAAAGGCAUUAGUAAUAGAGAAAGACACUGGAAGUGAGAACAGGGAAAAGGAAGUUGUAAGCCAUGACACAGUUGACUUAAUGGAAGUUGAUGACUCCGAAUCAAAACAUGUCGAGAAGGUUAAGAAACUAACAGAUAAAGCUGACAUAAAGCUAACACAAAUGGAAGUUGUUGAGACAUUAACAGAUGUUGAUACAAAGCCCGACAUAAAACUAACACAUUUGGAAGCUGAGACAUUAAUAGAUGUUGAUACAAAACCAACACACAAGAAAUAUAACGAAAAAUCUGUUAGUGUGACCGAAAAUGUUGACAUUGAAAUGGAAGAUGUUGAUAGAGAAAAUAGUCCAGACAGUGAUGGCACAUCAUUAUCAGAAAGAAAAAUGGAUGAAGUAGCUAAAGACAGUGAAAUUGAAGGUAUGGAGUCAAUGGAAAAAGAUGAAAAUAAUUUUCCAAAAGAUGCAGAGAAAGAAGAAAAGAAAAACAUUGAAGACAUUGUUGAGAAAGAGGAUAAAAAUUCUCAAGGCGAGAAAGAACAGGAAAUUGUAAGUACUGAUGCAUUUGACACUAAGGAAGAGGAGGCAAUGGAAAUUGCAACAGAAGAGGAAGACAGUUCAUUGCUCCAUAAAGAAGGGGAUGAAAUUAAUGAAGCUUCUGAAAGAGAGAAACAUGAUGAAGUUAAAGAGAAAGAUGAACAUAGAGAGUUAAAAGAGCAAGAUAUACACAAAGAGCUAAAAGAACAAAACAUACAUAAAGAGCUUAAAACACAAGAUGUACAUACAAAGCUCAAAGAAAACAAUAAACAUAUAGAGGUUAAAGAGAAAGAUCAUUGUAUAGAGUUUGAAGAGAAGGAUGAACAUAUAGAGAUUAAAAAGAAAGAGGAACAUAUGGAGGUUAAAGAGAAAGAUGAAUAUACAGAGGUUAAAGAAAAAGAGAGUGAGUGUACAGAGAUGAAAGAGAAAGAUGAUGAGAAAGACACCUCUGUAGAGGAGGAAGAGGAGAUUGGUAGAAAUGUUGAGGCUACUAAGCAACAAAAUGUGAGCACUGAAGAUGAAAAAAUGAAGGAAAAAGAUGUGAAGCUCUUGGAAGGUGGAGAUCGUAGCAAAGUUACUUCAGCUGAUGAAAAUGAACCAGAGAAAGUGGUAUCUAUAUCACAACAAGUACAGAAAACAAAAACCGUGAAAGGCUCUUUCUGUGCAAAUGUGGAUAUGGAAAAAUCCACAAAUUAUAAGAAGUCAAAAGGUGCAGGUGAUAAAAUAUCUGCUUCUGUAGGAAGAGAAGCAGCACCACCAUUAGUACGGAUCCCAGUGAAGGUAGAGGAUGUCUACACUGACUCAGAAGAAGAAAAAGAAGAUAGUCAAGAGCCAAACAAAACUAAGGAGAAGAGUACAAGUGAUGUUCCUGUCACCAGUGAGACAGACUCUGCAGAUGAAGUGGACCAAAAAGACAGCUUGUCUGCACCUGGUAGUUCACGAGGAAGUAGCAUAGAACCAGGAAAUAUUCCCCGUGACUCAAGUCUUAAAGCUUCGUUGGGAAGGAAUUCCCCAUUAACCCCUGAUGAAAAGUCUCUGAAAAAGCUGUCUAUGUUGACUUCAGUCCUGUGCAUCCCUCGACCCCCCAAAAAAUAUAGUAGAAAACCAUUCAGUUUGGAAGACUGUAUGAAGGCAUUUGAAAAAGGAUGGAAGCGUGAGAUUGUUUAUCGGGCAACUGUUGAUCCACAUAAGAGUGGAACUAAAGCUGAUAUUUAUUAUUAUUCUCCUACCGGGAAGAAACUGCGAUCAAAAGUGGAGAUUGAAGAUUACAUGUCUCGACAUGAAAUUAAGGACCUCUGCUUGGAAAAUUUUACCUGGAUUAAAGAGCCAAUAGGGGUCAAAGAAGAAUAUGAGCAGAUUCGUCAUGCAUCAAAAUACUUGAAAUGGUGUGCUGCAAACUCAGAGCAGCCCCACAGCUCACUCACGUGUAUCCUCAACAUACAUACAGGUGCUGGUGGCAGUCGUGGAAAGUCCAGCACACCAAGUGUUUGUGCAACACCUCCCCAAGUGACAAAGUGUGAACCAGUUAUGCCUUCUGUUACACCUGUGUCAACAAAACGUAAAAGAGGUAGACCACCAAAAACACCUAGUGAAAAGCCUGCAAAGCGUGCUCGUAUGAAGAUCACUCCUAUUGUUCCAUUGAGUUUAAAGCGAGAGGUGGAGCCUAGCCCAAGUGUUAAAAAAACUUAUCCUCAGACUCCAGUGACAGUGAAGUCAUCAAGUGCUGUGAACACCCAGGCAACUAGUAGUUCCCCUGUCACAUUGCCAGCUCCUAUACAACCUUCAGUCAACAAAAGCUGGAAUCCUGUGAUAACCUUAGCAAGCACACCAAAUCUGAGUAGUAGUACCAGUCAACGACCAAUUCUACCUGCUCCUCCCAAGGCUGAUCUCAAGCAGCUCAAAAGCAAUAUUGUAUACUCUACAAAGAUAUGCAAUGAACCUAUAGUCCCCUCCAAAAUAUUGACACCAAUGCUGUCCAGUGAGAUGCGUCAACGAACCUUCCACUGCACCGGACACUGUCUCCUAGGUGGUGGGAUGGUACCAUGCCUGCAGUGUGUAAAAUGUCUUUGCCUCUUUCAUCCAGAAUGUACCUAUAUGCCACCUCCCACUGUUAAUAUUAUCCAGUCUGGAGCUGCAAAGUUCCUAUGUCCUAAUUGUUACAGAGAGAUCAAAGAAAAUGUUGGCAUAAAUAAAUGGGUCCCUCCCAGGUCAUAUGAGCCAUUGUCUUAUGACCCUCCAUCUGAAGACUCGGAAAAUGAAGGUGAAAGAAUAGAUCGAGUUAUAUCUUAUGAAAACUACGCACGGGUUAGUCUUCGACCUGACAUACCUCUCACACCCCCUAGCUCACCACCUCCACCAGGUUGUAAAGUCCAGGAGGAGGCAAGAAGCAAAAUGUUAAGUGGAUGUCAGGCAGCUUCACUUGAAGCUGCUGCAAGAAUUGCUGAAUCUUCAACGACAGUGAUGAGUAACAUGCAGACCACACAGUUAGGAUCUGGUCAAGCUGCUUCUGUCAUGAGCAAUAAUACUGGUAUUAUGGGAGGAGGAGGAGGAGCAGGAACUCAUGCUAACAUGGCUGGGAAUCAGAUGCUUCAGCUACAGGCUCCAGGAUCCAGUGCCACACGUUUCCUCCUUGUCCGUGCAGGGGCCAAUGGAGAGGUAGCCCCAGUGCAAGGUGGAACGCAUGUAGGAAUACCCAGAGGAAUACUUUUGCCCACCAGUCUAGUUGGUGGGCAGAUGCCCUUCAUGCUAGCUGGAUCAUCACCUCGGCAGCAACAAGGCACAACGCCCAUCAUGCUGUCAGGCUCCAUGCAACAGCAGCAAGCUACCAACCCUCUCAUGUUGUCUGGAAACCUCCAGCAGCAACAGGUUGCCACUCCCAUUAUGCUCUCAGGCUCGGCACAUCAUCAACAAGUUUCAUCCCCUAUCAUGCUGCCUGUUCCUACCUCUGCACAACAACAGCAGGUUGCUGCUUUGUUCCAACAAGCCACAUCCAUGAUGCAGCCAACACUGGAAAAACCAUCUGAAAAACAGCAAAAAUCAUUUUCAAAAGGUGGUCUGAAAUCAGAAUGUCAGUACUUCCUUCGUGAUUUAAGUCAGAGCUACCGAUUACUGCUUCGUGUUUUUAAGUACCUGUCUGUAAAGGAUUUAUUGAAGGCAUCUCAAGUUUGUCUUCUCUGGCGAGAUUUGGCCUAUAGCCCUUCUCUGUGGAGAACUGUUCGUCUGCGAAAUGUGUGCGUCCGUGAUUGGAAUGAUCUAGCUAGAUUUUUAGAGAGGCGUAAUACAAGAAAUAUCGACUUGAGAAAAAUGGUCUUUAGAGAAAAGCUUGGUAGGAACAAAACUGAGAGCAGUGAUACCAACAAAGAAGAGUUCAGCUCUCCAUCAAGAAGAAAGUCAGAAGGACUUAGUACAAAUGCUACAACUUCAUCACCUGAUAACCUCACUACUAAGCAGGAUUCCUUGGCUUCAGUGAAUGAAGAUUUGCCAGAAGAAUUAUGCUCCACAAAAGAAUAUAGCAACAAAACUAAAGAAAGACAUACUGAAGAUGGGAACAUCGAUAAAAGACGUAAGAAGAAUGAAAGUUCUGAAAAUCAAGAAUCUAGAGGAACAAUUACAAGCACUUCAGAGACACCAGAAAAUAAUUAUCUAAAGGAAAUUUCUCAAGAAGACAAAGAGAUGGCAGAAAAUAAGAAUGAUAUUCUUGGUAAGAGCACAUCUCAAAAUGCAGUACAGAGGGAUGGAAAAGAGAUUGUAAGUGGCUCUGAUGCUGAGGAAAAUAAAGGCAGUUCUAAAGAAGAUAUUCUAAAUGUAUCACAAGGCUCUGAAAGUCUCUUCCAAAAAUCAAGUUCAGAAAAUUGUAAGGAUGCAGAAGGUUUACCAACAUUUGAGCCAAAACAUGAUGAUGAAAAAAUGGAAUGUGAUACUGUUGAAGGGAUUUCUGAUAAAGAUAGAGAGACAUCAAGAAGAAAAGCUUCGAAAGCAAAGGAUUCCAGGGAGAAACAAAAUAUAAGAAAGACAGAAGAGGAGGUUUGGAAAGUCAUCUUUAAUGCAUUAGGCACUGUGAGGAGCAUGAGGGCUGUGACUCUUCCCACUUGUGAAGGUGAGGUUCUGCAGAUGCUCCUCACAAGAUGUAAACAACUUACUUCAGUUAGUGCUACUGAAUUCCGUUCAGCUUCAGGUGCUGCCAGGUUUGAUCCAGCUUAUCUAAUGGAAGCCUCAGAGUUAGAGGAGCUGCGAAUUGGUUCCUCAAAGGGCUUUUUUCUGACUAACAACUUCAAUUUUAUAAAACUACAAAAGCUCCGGGUGUUGGUGAUGAGGGGCUUGUCAGGACCUUGUUGGCCCUACCUGGGCACUAACCUUACUUCACUUCAUGUUGGUCCCAUCAGCAACUUUUCUCCACAGACUUGGAUUAAUAUUGGCAGUAUGACAAACCUGGAGGCACUUUGGCUUGAAGAUGGAGGCUCUCUUAAUGACGCUUUCAUUUAUGAUGCAAUAAGUCGACUCUGCAAGCUGAGUCGAUUAUGCCUCUUCAAUUUCACUGUGGGAGCCAAGCUAGGACAGGCAGUAAAAAAGCUGCUUCAUCUAGAGAGAUUAUUUGUUCUACCAGCACCAUCAGAGGAUGGAAACAUUAGCACACAACAUGGAAACAUGCUGGCAGUAACAGAAACUAUGCGCCAUGUUGAUGAGCUUGUGUGGGCCAUACGGUUCCAAGAUAUUCAGACUAUUGGUGAGGUUGACCACAUUCAGAUGUGUCCUACAAAAGCUAAGAUGUAUACCGGUUUUACAAGUAAUGAUGCACCUGAUGUUAAUCUGUGGACUCUGCAACGUCUGGAGACAAUAGUGAAACGUCAUCUUCCUCGAACUAAGGUUCGCAUUAUGAAAUUAGACACCACAGCUGCAUCUCGUUUAGCAAUGUCAACGCUCUGAUUUUUCAACAUGAUGCAUAAUAUUAAUACCAUGUGUAUUUCAAUUUAACGUUCAUAAAAUAUUUUAAGAUGCAUCCAAGAGUAUAUUCAACAUUAGUUUCAAAUCAAUAUUUGCAUUAGAAAUUCUUGGUAAAUUAAUAAAAAAUAAACAGUA
This is a messenger RNA of Cherax quadricarinatus, 6606 nucleotides long. The record is from RefSeq and is a predicted model, not a curated record. NCBI's taxonomy places the organism in Eukaryota, Metazoa, Arthropoda, Malacostraca, Decapoda, Parastacidae.